AUGGCGUCGACCUCCACCACACCGAUGAGACAGCGAGUCGAGGAGUACAUCUCAAAAUUGCAGGACGAGAUAGUGACCGCGCUCGAGAAAGUCGACCCGAAUGCGCCUCCAUUCAAGCGAGACUCCUGGGUGCGCGCGCAAGGAGGCCGCGGUCUCUCCUGCGUCUUCGCCGUCCCCCACCCCACCGUGUCCGAGGCGGCCGCCGCACUGCAGAACACCGUGCUCGAAAAAGGCGGCGUGAACAUCUCCAUCGUGCACGGCACCCUCCCGCCCGCCGCCGUGAAGCAGAUGCGCGCGGACCACGGCUCGAUGGAGGGCCUCACCGGCAACCUCCCCUUUUUCGCCGCGGGCAUCAGCCUCGUCAUCCAUCCCCGCAACCCGCACUCGCCCACCGUGCACGCCAACUAUCGAUACUUCGAGAUCACCGAGCCCUCCGCGGAGAGCCCCGAGGAGGAGCACGCACAAGGCAAGGUCGUCGCCUGGUGGUUCGGCGGCGGCUCUGACCUCACCCCGUCCUAUUUGUACGAGGAGGACGCCCUGCACUGGCACAAGACGCUCAAGGAUGCCUGUGCGUCGCACGGCACGGUGGUGUACCCGACGUUCAAGAAGUGGUGCGACGAGUAUUUCUUCAUCAAGCACCGCGGUGAGGCGCGCGGUAUUGGCGGCAUGUUCUUUGACGACGUCUGCGACGAGCCGCACAAGCGCUUCCUCGCCGAGGGCUCUGAUGCUGAUAGUCAGCGCCCCCGUACACCGGACGACAUAUUUGCGAUGAUCAAGAGCCUCGGCGAUGCGUUUGUCCCCUCGUUCGUCCCCAUCCUCGAACGCCGCAUGAAGACCCCAUACGACGACCGGCAGAGGCGAUGGCAGCUCCUGCGGCGGGGACGUUACGUCGAGUUCAAUCUGGUAUAUGAUAGGGGGACGCUUUUCGGGAUGCUCACUCCUGGCGCACGGAUCGAGAGCGUCCUCAUGAGUUUGCCGGAGACGGCGAGAUGGGAGUACAUGAGCGAUCUGGGAACUGAUGGAGACGCCAGCGAGGAAGGAAAGCUCGUCGAGGUGCUCAAAACCCCGCGAGAGUGGGUAUGA
Molecule: messenger RNA, 1083 nt
Organism: Laetiporus sulphureus 93-53
Lineage: Eukaryota; Fungi; Basidiomycota; Agaricomycetes; Polyporales; Laetiporaceae
Product: coproporphyrinogen III oxidase
Exons: 1
Coding region: 1-1083 (360 amino acids)
Cellular component (GO): mitochondrial intermembrane space; cytoplasm
Molecular function (GO): coproporphyrinogen oxidase activity
Source: RefSeq, a predicted model, not a curated record